Molecule: messenger RNA, 8022 nt
Organism: Stegastes partitus (bicolor damselfish)
Lineage: Eukaryota; Metazoa; Chordata; Actinopteri; Pomacentridae
Gene: ptprb
Product: protein tyrosine phosphatase receptor type b
Exons: 40
Coding region: 321-6266 (1981 amino acids)
Biological process (GO): peptidyl-tyrosine dephosphorylation involved in inactivation of protein kinase activity; angiogenesis
Cellular component (GO): signaling receptor complex
Molecular function (GO): cadherin binding; protein tyrosine phosphatase activity
Source: RefSeq, a predicted model, not a curated record
CAGGAAGAGGCGCUCGGCAGUGAGACAGGCAGAGGAAAGGCCGAGAGUCGAGUCGAGGGCUCCGAGUCGAGGAUGGACGUCAGAGCGAGUCGAGCCGACCGACAGAGACGACGCAGCAUCUGGACAACUUAAGGAAUACGAGCAGGAUUUACUUUUCGGUCUAAACUGACUCAACGUUUUUCUUUCCAGCUUCAGUUCGGAGGACUCUAAAGGAAACGGGAUAUUUCUGGACCUGGGCAGUGAACAGAACCUCGUCUCCUACCUCAGGCUCAGGAUUAUGGUGGAGGCUGCUCCGCAUGAGGAUCUAAAGGAGGCGCAAAAUGCUGAAAUGUAAAGUUGAACGUUGGUUCUGCCGCCUGUGGAUCGCCUCGGUUCUGCUGCUGCUGCAGGAUGUGGUCGCUGCAGCUCCCACAGAACAACCCAGAUCUUCUCCUCCAUGCAGCUUCUCAGCAUCAGAACCACAAUCCGGUCUGGACUCGGUGUCGGUGACGCUCAGAACGUCCGGAUCCAACUGCUCCUUCAUCGUCACGUCUCCGGACGCCGCCGCCGACCAGACCGAGUGCAUCAGGAGGAGGACGGGAGGCGAGGAGGACGUGGAGACCAACGAGACCCGAGGAGCCGACGGGGAACCGAGCCACGUCUUCAGCUGCGUUCUGGAUCAUCUGGAGCCCGGAACCGAGUACCUGCUGCAGGUUCAGUCGACGGGAGGCGACGGAGCUGCAAACGUCACCGUUCAGACCAAGCCGUCGGCGGUGCUCGGCCUGGCGGUGACCUCCAGCUCCUCCAGCAGCCUGGGACUUUCCUGGCAGGCCGGCCCUGGCAGGACGCAGUGUUUCAGGCUGCAGCUCUGGGAACAUCCUCGGAGUCCGGAUCAGUCAGGUCUGCUGAAGAACGAGACGUUAGAGAGCACGACGACGCAUCACACCGUCACCGGCCUGUCGCCGGGGCGACAGUACAACGUUACCGUGGUGACGGAGGCCGGAGAGCUUCAAAACAGCUGGACGAUCGAGGCUCGGACAGCGCCCUCUGCAGUUUCCAACGUCACCGUCAACAACAACAACAGCACAAGCUUGCGGUUGUCGUGGCAACAGCUGGACGGCGACCUGGACGCGCUCAUCGUCGCCCUCUCGUCCAAUCAGACAAGCCGCUGGGAGACGACUCUGCCUCCGGACGCCACCGACGUCACCGUCCACCAUCUGAUCCCCGGCUCGGCCUAUCGGGUCACGGUGACGUCCUGGAGCGGCGGGUUGACGAGCCAAUCAGAAGUCAGCAUCAGAACAGCUCCAUCGGCAGCCUCCUCCCUCGUCCUGUCUCCUGCUGCCUCCGGUGGCCUCCUCCUGACGUGGUCGCCUCCUGCUGGUCACUUUGAGAACUACACCCUGCUGCUGUUCGAUGGCUCCCAGCAGGUAGUCAGCACCGCUCUGCCCCGGGAGGCAGUGAACCACAGCCUUCCUGGGACGGGACUAACGCCUGGGAGGCUGUACAGAGCCGUGCUGAGGGUGGAGAGCGGAGGACUGACGGCUGAGAGCAGCUGCGAGGGUUCAACAGCUCCUGCUCCGGUCUUGGACCUUCACAUUCGACAUUCGGACGAGACCUCGCUCAGCGCCAUGUGGAGCCACGCCCCCGUCGGGUCACGUGACAGCUACUUCCUCACCAUUAGCCACGGUAAUGUCACCGUGGAUACCAGGGAGGUGGAACCAAACAUGAGGGAGUGCACGUUCAAUGUGCUCACACCUGGACGGCAGUACACUAUCACCGUGACAACCAGGAGCAGGAAGCUGAACACCUCAGUGUCUAUCGAGGGCAGGACAGUCCCGAUGGCGUUGCGAACCUUCUCCCUGACCAACUCGGGCGUGGACAGCCUCCAGGCGUUGUGGGAGAAACCGCCCGGAGACGUGGACUCGUACGCACUGACUCUGCUGCAAGACAAUGUUGUCAUUCAGAACCACAGCGUUCCAGUUGGUUCUUCUUCUCUGCUGCUCAGUGGUUUGACGCCCGGCGCCCUCUACAGGCUGCAGGUCGUCACCGUCAGCGGACGGCUGCAGUCCAAAGCCACCAGUCUGAAGGCUCACACAGCGCCAGCGUCGGUCUCUGAGGUGACUGUUGCUAACGGCGGCCGGUCCGACGCCCUGCAGGUGUCGUGGCAUCCCGUGUCGGGCGUCGUCGACAGCUACCUGGUCCGACUUCAGGACGGGAGGCGAGUCGUCCACACGUUGCCCGUGUCCCGAUCCUCGCCGCCCGAGUGCUCCUUCAGCUCGCUGGUUGCCGGGCGACUGUACUCGGUCGUCAUAGUGACGAGGAGCGGCAAACUGGAGAACGCCACCGUUGUCCAGGCUCGGACACAACCUGCCACUGUGCAAAAUCCAACAGCUGUUCACUCUGCAAGAGACGACUUCCUCAAGGUUUACUGGCGUCACGCAGCUGGAGAUCUGGACCGCUAUGUGGUUCUGAUCCGCUACAACCACAGCGUUCUGCAGAACAAGAGCGUCUCCGCCGGACACAACGAGUGCGUCUUCUCGUCCCUGACGCCAGGGAGGCUUUACACUGUCACCGUGGAAACCUGGAGUGGCGACUACGUCAGCAGCGUCUCCACUGACGGACGAACCUUUCCAGCCGCCGUGGGCAGUCUGUCGCUAGGCAACGCGGGAACAACUGACCUGAAUGUCACCUGGAACCCCGCCCCCGGAGACGUGGACCACUAUGAGGUCACCCUGCUCUUCAACGACACUCGUGUUUUCCCUCCGGUCACGCUGAGCAGCGAUGUCCGCCACCACCGGCUGACCUCUCUGACGCCCGGCCGGCUUUACAAGAUCGUGGUGUCGACGUUCAGCGGGACGAACCAGAGGGCCCAGUUUAUCGAGGGACGAACAGUUCCCAGUGCUGUGGGGAACCUCCGCCUGGUUCCUCAGCCCGGCCACAUGGAUUCUGUUGGAGGACUGGUGGUCUCCUGGACGCCUGGAGACGGAGACCUGGACAUGUACAUCGUGUCCCUGUCAACACCAGACGGAGCGGCCAUUGAGACUCGUCCUGUCCCCAAACAUGUCUCCUCCCUGGACUUCCUGGAUCUGAUCCCAGGGCACGCCUACUCCAUCACCGUCCAAUCACUGAGCGGGAUGCUCACCAAUAGCAACACAGCGACCGGCAGGACAGCUCCGGCCCGAGUCACCGCCCUGCAGGCCGACAACGACCACACCACCCACAGCCUCACGGUCAGCUGGGAGCGGCCGGUCGGUGUGUUCGACGGCUACAGCCUGCAGCUGCUGGACGAAGACAGCGGCAUUCUGAUCAACCGAUCGGUCGCGGUGACGAGUCGAAGCGAGCGGCUCGAGGGUCUGACCUCAGGGAAAUGGUACCGAGUGAAGCUGGUGACGCUGAGCGGCGGCGUCCCAUCGAAGGACGCCACAGCAGAAGGACAAACCCGUCCGGCCGCAGUCGGUAAUCUGACGGUGACAGCGACCAACACCUCCUCGCUGUCAUUCUCGUGGAGCCGCUCGGACGGUCACGUCGACAUCUACGACUUGUCGCUCUACAGCAUCACUGAGGGGACGGCCAGUCACAGGCAGGGAGCAGCAGGAGGCGCGAAGGAGCAUCACCAGGCUGCAGGUGAGCUGGUGGACCUGCAGAAGGUCGGCUCGGCUGCAGAGGGCUGCGUUUUCUCCGGGCUGCAAGCGGGAAGUUUGUACCGGCUGCAGGUGGUGAGCUGGAGCCGAGACAUGAGCAGCGACUCGUCUGUACUGGCUAGAACGGUUCCGUCUCCGGUUUCGUCUCUCCAGGUCCACAGUUCAGGACGGACGGACAGACUGACGGUCAACUGGCAGCAGGGAGAAGGAAGCUGGAGCAGCUACCAGGUCGUGUUGUACGAUGUUUCUGGAGCCACUCUGGGAGCUCAGACUCUGGGGGCGGAGCACAGGAGUCACAUGUUCCCCGGGCUGAUCCCUGGUAGGCUGUACCGCGCUGAGGUCAUCACGCACAGCGGGGAGCUGACCAAUAACGUCUCAGCAUUCGGACGCACCACUCCAGAGCCGCCCACCCACCUGUCCGUCAAACAGGGCCCAACCAAUGACACGAUAGAGCUGUCGUGGUCGGGUCCCGCCUCCGGAGACUACGACAACUUCAGCCUGCAGUGGACGCCGCCGGAUCAGCUGUCGGUCACCAAGACUCACCUGACCAGCUGCGUCGUCGGCAGCAUGUUCCCGGGGCGACAGUACAACUUCACCGUGACGACCAUCAGCGGGGGCGGGGACAGGGGCGGGGUAACAGUCAGGAGCCAGCCAAUCCAGAGGAGCGUCAGGACAAGUCCGUCCCCCCUCAGGGCGAUCCACUGCUUCCCUCUCUCCUCGUCCUCCCUCUCCUGCUCCUGGUCGCCUCCUCACGCCGACUUCGACUCCUACGAGGUCGAGUGCCGUCGCCACGACGACGGGGAGCUGACCUCGGCGCUGAGGCUCGCGGGCGGCGUCACCGCGGUAACGCUGGACCGCCUGGAGGCGUACAGGAAAUACUCAGUGACGGUCAGGGUGUCGUCGGCCGGACAGACGAGCCCGCCGGCGACGCACACGACCGUCACCAUGAUUGACCGUCCUCCCGUCCCGCCUUCCAGCGUCCGUGUCAGCGAGAGGUCAUCGAAGGUCACGUCGUCCUCCAUCUUGUUCCGCUUCAACUGCUCCUGGUUCAGCGACGCCAACGGAGCCGUGCGGUACUUCGCCGUGAUCGUGGCCGAGUCCGACGCCAAUGAGAUGCUGCAGCCGGAGCAGCGCCACCCUCUGCCCUCCUACCGCGACUACAUCAGCAACUCGUCCGUCAGAGCCUACCAGACCGACUACUUCACCAGCCGAUGCCCGCAGGACGCCGAGACCUCCGCUGGACAGGUGGUGGAGGUGAACCUGGGGGCGGGAUCAGACCGGCUGGGCGGGGCCUGCGACCAUUACCAUGACGAUGACCUCUACCUGAGCGACAGCUACGGCGGCUUCUGUGACGGGCCGCUGAAAGCCAAAACGUCCUACAGGCUGAGCGUUCGAGCCUUCACCAGACUGUUUGACGAAAACCACAGAGAGUUUUCUCAGCCUCUGUUCAGUGACACCUACCUGUCCUCGCCGCUCAGGACCCACGCCGAGCCUCUAGGUGGCGUCGUGGAGGGUCUGAGCGCUGGUAUGUUCCUCAUCGGGAUGAUGGUGGCCAUCGUCUCCCUGCUGGUCUACAGACAGAGGCUACGCAAAGUGGCCGUGCAGGAGAACCCGGUGGUGAGGAUGAGCAUGUGGAAGGAGGUCCCGGCGUCGGGGAUGUACGUCGGCGUCCGGAGCAACCGUCGUGUCACCAGUCCCAUCAAAGCGUGUCACUUCGAGUCCCACCUGUCCAAGCUGCAGGCCGACUCCAACUACCUGCUGUCAGAGGAGUUCGAGGACCUGAAGGACGUCGGACGCAACCAGACGAUGGACGUGGCCCGACUGCCCGAGAACCGAGGGAAGAACCGCUACAACAACAUCCUGCCCUACGACUCGACCAGAGUGAAGCUGUCCUACCUGGAGGACGACCCGUGCUCCGACUACAUCAACGCCAGCUACAUCCCGGGGAACAACUACCGGCGGGAGUACAUCGCCACCCAGGGCCCGCUGCCCGGAACCAAAGACGACUUCUGGAGGAUGGUGUGGGAGCACGGCGUCUACAACGUCGUCAUGGUGACGCAGUGCGUGGAGAAGGGACGGGUGAAGUGUGACCAGUACUGGCCUGCGGACAGAGAACCUCUGUACUACGGAGACCUGGUCAUCCAGAUGCUGUCCGAGUCCGUCCUGCCCGAGUGGACCAUCCGAGAGUUCAAGAUCACGUCGGAGAGCGGCUGCAGCUACCCGCGGGUGUUGCGUCACUUCCACUACACCGUGUGGCCCGACCACGGCGUCCCGGAGAGCACCCAGUCCCUGAUCCAGUUUGUCCGGACGGUCCGGGACUACGUGGACCGAUCGCCGAGCACCGGAGCCACCGUCGUGCACUGCAGCGCUGGAGUCGGCCGCACGGGAACGUUCAUCGCUUUGGACCGGGUUCUGCAGCAGCUGGACUCCAAAGGAACCAUCGACCUGUACGGCUGCGUGUUCGACCUCCGGCUGCACCGCCAGCACAUGGUCCAGACCGAGUGCCAGUACUCGUUCCUGCAUCAGUGUGUCCGCGACGUCCUGAGAGCCAGGAAGCAUCGCAGCGAGCAGGAAAACCCUCUGUACCCCAUCUAUGAGAACUUCAACCCCGAGUACUGCCGAGAUUUCAUCUACACCGGACGCUGAAGACACGACACAAACGUCUCCGACUAGCUUCAGACAAAACAGAGAAAAUCUACGAGUUAAUAAAACGUCAUCAGUUUUUACCUCAGAGGGGAUUUAAUGUCAACGGAGUCUCAUCAGCACAACAGUUGUUUUUCUUUUUCAUGUUGUUCUCGAGCAAAUUUAAACUUUUUAAAGUGUUUUUUGAAAAAAUUCCAAAAGGAAAUGUGAAUUAAGUUCUCCAGAGUGGCCAGGAGGUGGCGCUGUAGGCUGUAAUAAAAGGAGUAGAAGAAGACAAACUAAACACGUCAGAAGAAAAACAAAACUUUGUAAAACUAUGAGAGUAAAUUAGAGAGAAACGUUUGGGAACUGUUCUCAGUGUGGAAAGUUGUAGUUACUCUGUAGCGCCAGCAGGUGGCGGCCAUGUUUGACACUGGCGAAGAAAACAAAAGAAACGGCCGAUCGAAUGUGUUUCCAUCUAACCUGAGGAUUAUUAACGCUUUAGAAAAAGUCCAAAACCCUCAAACACGUGAAAUUGAAAACGUUUUCUUUAAUUUUUUUUGUUGUUAUCGACUGUUUUUAACGCGACACUUUAAAAAGUUGUGGUUAAAAGUAGUUUUAUUAGAAACCGUUUUCACCGUUAGAGUCUAAAUCCCAGCACCGAAAGCAGCUAGCGUCUGUUAAAAAUAACCCCCACGUAGCGUUUUAACAACUUAACUUCACAUCGUGAACAACUUUAACAUGUUUACUGACAAAAAGUGCGAAUAAAUAAUCGUUCCAGUAAAAAUCCUGAUUAACUUUUUAUCCCCGUUCUUCACAUUUGGUCUGAAUCUGAAAACCUUUAGUUAAACUCGGUAGAAGCGAGGGCUGAUCUCAGGUGUUCAGGUGUUCUCUAGUCCACAGGUGAGUGAUGGCAGAUCUAUUUUUCUACCUUCCAUUACUACUGUCUGCUCUCACUCACUGCUCCAUAUAAGCUCGUUAUUUAAAACCAACCUACACGUAUUGCUGUAUGUAAAUAUUGGUGUCAUGCUCUGUUUUUAUAUAUGAUCGUAACGUAUCUGUCCGUCAGGUUUGUGUCGUGUUCCUCGUGUAUGAAGCUGCAGAUCGAGCUGCUGCCUUCAGACUUUAACUUCCUGCCUCAUGAUAGCUUCGUUAUAAAGAAUAAACUUGCACAGAUGUACUCAUUAAGUUCUUAAUUAAGCCUCUAAGCUUCUCAGAUUAAAGUCUGAAUACAACACAGGAACCGUUUUGGUUUUAAAAUCCGUCACAAAUUGGAAUUCACCUGAAAAAUAAAAUAAAAUAAAAUAAAAUAAAAUAAAAUUAGACGUUUUUGUGUCUAAAGAAAAAAAAAUCUGAUCUUGUAUAAUUUUAAAAUUUUAAAAUUCAAGAAAAAUCCCAUUUGUCAUCAGAAAUGAUGGAAUAUAAUUUGAAUCACCUGCUGGAGGAUUUGAUGUUUUGUUUUUUUAAGAUGUAUUUUUUCAUUUAUUUUAAAUAGUAUAAUUAUUAAGAACACAGGGUUGGGUUAAAUAUCCAGUAUUAUGAUAUAACACUGAUAAGAAUACGUCUGACUCGUGAUUAUAAGCUGAUCAAAUCAGUGAUUAAAGGUGUUCACUGCACAUAGGACCUGAUUAUUUCUAUAUCGUUUGCAUACGUUGUGACAUAUUCUGGAUGUAAUGUUUGAUUCGUCAGACUGAUUUCAGUCACGUCUGUUUUUAUAACUCGCUGUGACGUCGCUGUAAACUGGAUUAUAGAGCGCAAAUUAAAAAUAUCUUCCAAAGUG